This is a messenger RNA of Trichoderma harzianum CBS 226.95, 585 nucleotides long. RefSeq lists its product as hypothetical. Bases 1 to 585 code for a protein of 194 amino acids. The record is from RefSeq and is a predicted model, not a curated record. The transcript is spliced from 2 exons. NCBI's taxonomy places the organism in Eukaryota, Fungi, Ascomycota, Sordariomycetes, Hypocreales, Hypocreaceae.
AUGCGUGAGACAUGGGUACAAUCACAAUCUACAGCAGAAAUCACCCAACGGCAGUUUGUUGUUGGUGUUGCGUUGAUGACGGCUAGAACGUGCAGUGCAUUACCCAUAGGUGAGGUAGGCAGGCAGCAGAAAUUGCCCCAGAGUGCCGCCGAUGGCCGUCCCCCGGGUACCAGUGGUACCAGUACCUACCUUAAGCGGGCAUACAGACGAACGGGAUUCUACGGCUUCGGGCGCAUCCCACUCAUGCGACCAUGGACGGCUGCACACCAUCACGACGACGCAUUACCACUACAGCUAACCACCUUCGCCCUGUGCGCCACGCAUCUGGAGCCCCGUGUAUCAUUUUGCACUUUCGCUCGAGCGGAGCCGCCGCAAGCCUGCAGGAUCCGACCUGGCACUGUACGGUACAAGCACUGCGCUGCGAAACUGAGUGCUUCUAUGCUUGUCUGCAUCGGCGUCCCACGCGCCUUGGGCUGGAAGAGGCAUGGCGGCGUCGAACCUGGGACAUGGGGCUCAGAGAGCCCGGGAAGCUCCCUUGUCGACAGGUCGAGUCGAGUCGCACCCCCGGCCCCAAGCAAGCUGUGA